AUGCAGUUGCUUGUUAAAAUGGAUCGCCAACGAAUGCUAGAAAGUUUUGAUCAAUUGUGUCGCUUUUGUUUGUCAGAAAACAACUGUAUACAAAUUUUUUCUAAUGAAGGUAAUAUUAAUGAUCAGCUUAAUAAAUCGCUAGAUAUUUUGCUGGCGAAAAUAGACGAAAACGACGGAUUCCCAAACAAGAUUUGCAAGGCUUGUAUAGAUUGUAUCGAGAGCUUUGUAGACUUUGAGACAACUUGUGCAAGGUCCUACCAGCUAUUAAUUUCGGCAAUAGAACAACAAUCGGGAGAUGAACAAGUUGAAAAUUCUGUCGAGGAAACAAAUAUCGAAUGUUUUGAUGAUGUAGAACAGACAGCGUUAAUCGAAGAUCUGAUUCUCGAUAAUCAGAAUUUAAAGGAGAUGGUGAAUGGUGAGGUGAUGGAGAAGAUGGUCAAUGAUAACAAAAAGGAAAUCCACAAUACGGACCCGGACACAGCAUGUGAUCAAAAUCAAAUGCUAACUGCUGCUACAGAAAUACAGCCGUGCGGAUUUGUAAUACGUGGUAGCCGAAAAAUUCCUCUAAUAGAAUGCGUAUACUGUAGAAAUGUCUAUCGAGGAAAAAAUACCCUCAAGAAACAUCUCCGUAUUCAUUUAAAUAUAAAAGAUUAUCGUUGUGAACAGUGUCAGCGUACCUUCACUGACCGGAGUUCGUUGCGAAUACAUGAAGGGCGCCAUGCAGGUAAAUCCUUUGACUGUUCUUUCUGUGCAAAAUCGUAUUUCAGUAAAAAUGAACUGCGACAGCAUUUGACGAUGCAGCAUCUAGAAAGGCGCUAUACCUGUGAUGUAUGUGAACGAAAAUUUCCGUCCAGAACUAUUUUGAAUGACCACAAACGCGUACAUCUCCCAGACCGGCCGUUUGUUUGUAAACAAUGUGGAGCUGGAUUUAAAAGGAACCGCAAUCUGAUUAGGCACACACAGUCACAUCAAAAGUCUGAAUGUUUAUUAUAGAAUGUGAUAUAAAUAAAACAAAGAAUAUGCACUAUAUUUUCUUUGUAACAUUUUGUAUUACUAGUAGCAAUUAAAUUGUUAGAAUAUCU
This is a messenger RNA of Sabethes cyaneus, 1082 nucleotides long. RefSeq names its product zinc finger protein 718-like. The record is from RefSeq and is a predicted model, not a curated record. The transcript has 3 exons. Gene Ontology annotation, cellular component: nucleus. Gene Ontology annotation, biological process: regulation of transcription by RNA polymerase II. Gene Ontology annotation, molecular function: zinc ion binding; DNA-binding transcription factor activity, RNA polymerase II-specific; RNA polymerase II transcription regulatory region sequence-specific DNA binding. The coding region runs from base 1 to 993 and encodes 330 amino acids. Lineage: Eukaryota; Metazoa; Arthropoda; Insecta; Diptera; Culicidae.